This is a messenger RNA of Rubroshorea leprosula, 2538 nucleotides long. Lineage: Eukaryota; Viridiplantae; Streptophyta; Magnoliopsida; Malvales; Dipterocarpaceae. The record is from the annotation of a GenBank genome assembly.
CUGUAUUCUUCUGCAACAAAGGACUUCCAACGUUUUCAAGCUACCUUCUCAGAGAAUUCCACAGUCAAUUUUUCAAGUAAUAACAAAUGGAAUUUGUUAGAGAAGUUGAAGAACUCCGGGGUAACCAGGGUAGGGAAGGGGAAGAAAGCGUGAUAUCCGUAGAACUAAUUACGAUGAUUGUACCUCCGGAACUGCAAGACCGGCCGGAAUCCCUUACACCAGAGAGUAGCGCCAGUUCCAGCGUGCACGAGGGUUCCAGUGCGAAUCCCUCUCCGUCAUCUGGAGGCUCGUCAUCAAAAAAGACCCCCAGUGCCGGAGAAGGCACAGAGGAAGGUGUAAGUAGCCCUUCGCCGGAAAGUAUGGAGGUGGCUGUGGAUGCGCCCGUGGUUGCAGGUUGGGAGAAUAAAACAAUAAACAGCAGGCUAGGUAAUCUUCGCAAGGCGCCACAUACAUUGGCUGUCAGAUUUAGGUUUAUGGCCAACCUGCAUCACGAGGUUGCGGAUUGCGCCGCCUCCAUUAAAGGGUACAAAAGAUUGGAGGAAGUGGUGAGGCAAUACCAUGUUCCUAGGAUAGUUUUGGUACGAACUGGCACCAAGAAUGAAAGGGCCUACAGUGUGUCAGCAACAGGGUGGAUACCCGUAUAUGUAGACCACUUCGAUGCCGGACUGAGAUUCCCACUGCUGGAGCUGAUUUUUGACAUUCUCUCAGAGUACGAGUUGGCGCUGACGCAGUUGACCCCCAACAGCAUCAAGUUUAUCAUAGGAUUUAUGCUGUUGUGUGCAAGGUUGGAGAUACCUGCAAAGGCCACACAGACGAGGUGGGUUAGCAACGAUCUGGCAGCCCGCCUCUCUGAGUGGCACCUAGGGAACACAUACAUGAACUACCCCACGCUAACCCAAGGUGAUCUGGAGCUUAAGGACAAGAUAACGAAUUAUGUGAGGAGAGUGGGGUUAAUUGAUUUGGAAGCCCUGGUUACCCCUAAGGUGCUCGCUUUGCGUGGGUUUGUGGAUGUUACAAACCUGUUUAGUGAAGGAGAGAUAAGUAGCAUGCUAGAGAGGCAACGCGAACGAGCUCAGCGCUCACGAGCUAGAGGGACUGGGUCCAGCACGCAAAGGCAAACACGCUUUGACGAGCGACCGCCUAUAGCACCUCGCAGCUCGUCACAGAGAGAGCGAGGCUCCAGCUCGGCCUCACGGCCACAAGCCGAGUGUAGAGCAGAAACCAUAUCUGUUGAGACCCGGAGGUGCGCUCGUGAAGAUUCCGAUGCCGAAGAUGAUGUACCUUUGAUUCGGUGCCGGUUGAACUCUAGGAGCCAAUCCGAAGCGGUGCGCUCACUUGACGCACCCGCGACCCAGACUCGCAGCACUGCUGAGGCGCUACCCACACCAGCAGCUAGUGUGGGUCCCAGGAUCGCAUACCCUGAGGGCUUUAGCUAUACUAAAUCCGACUGUCAGCUCACUAUGGUCCAGGGUAUGCAAAACUUCAUCCCUCCUGCGGAUCGUCAUCGCACCAAGGGUUAUACUCAGCAGCACGGGAGUCAUGCUGCGAUGCUGAAGUUAAUGGAUGCAGCUCGUGGACAAAAUCGUGAGCUGGCUGAGAGUUGUAAGCGGUUGACCUCAGACAAGGCGAGCUUGGAGGACGAGGUGAACCGCUUACAAAGCUCGGAGAUGGCCAAUAGGGCUGCAUCGGCCGAGAGCCGAGCUGAUGAGCUGGCCAACAAAGUUAAUCAACUGCAGGAGGAGUUGGAUAGAGUUAAGGCUGAAAAGGAGAGUGGGAUCCAAGCGGCCAUGGAUGAGGUCGUUCGCGCGGUUGAUCGCACGAAGAAGGCUAAAGCUGAAAGAGACAGCGCUCUGAACGACCUCAACACCUUGAGACGGCGGGUAGCGGUGGCCGAUCAGGACCUUGCUCGUGCAAAGGAGGGGCUGAGGAAAGCAAAAACUCAACACCAGCGCUGUAUAAGCAUCGCGCGAGCUCAAGGCGCGGAGUGGCUAGUGGGUGCUAACAUGUUCAAGGAUGCCGUGGCUGUGGCUUCCAUGAACACCACGAUCGAGAUUUACAAUGACGUUCGUGGUAAGGUGUUAAAGCAUCGACCAGACUUUUCGAUCAACGAGCUAGCGUUUUUUGAAGGUGAAGAGCUUGAUGAAGAGGGGAAGAGCCUUGCUGAUCCCGCUGACAUGACGGUGCGACUCUGUUGGGAGCUAAACGAAGAAGGAGUGCCUAUAUGGCCUCCGUCUGUUUUAGAAGAAGGAGAGGAGUUUGAGAACCUACCUAGGUUUGACUCCUAAGUGGGUGACGCUCCUAUAGAAGAAGCUGAACCCUCAAGUACUCCCCCCGCACCUCAGCCCGCCUCUACUGCUGCCAUCUCCUCCCCAGCUCGUGUUGGCGCAUCCAUACCCGUUGACUUAACGGAUGACUAGAUUUAGGUUUUUAUGUUUCUUUUGCUUUUGUAGUUUUAGAAUUUCCUUAUUUAAGACAUAUUUUGUAUCUAUGCUGAGACUCAUGUAAUUCAUUUACAAGGAAUAUAAUCUGAAUGAUUUU